Cannabis sativa is the source of this 1751-nucleotide messenger RNA. RefSeq lists its product as uncharacterized. The coding region runs from base 54 to 1751 and encodes 565 amino acids. Gene Ontology annotation, molecular function: protein binding. Lineage: Eukaryota; Viridiplantae; Streptophyta; Magnoliopsida; Rosales; Cannabaceae. The record is from RefSeq and is a predicted model, not a curated record. The transcript is spliced from 4 exons.
AUUGGUCAACGUGCAAUUCUCUUUACCAUGCGGCAUUGAAAGGAGAUUGUAAAAUGGGUAAAAAAAUCUUAGAGGAGCAACAACCUCAAAAUCGACAUGAAAUAGUAAACUCAGCCAUUACAAAUUCAACUUGGGAAACUGCUCUUCAUGUGGCCGCAGGAGCCAACCAAACUGAGUUUGUACAAAUGUUGAUUAAUCAUCCAGAUAUUGAUUUGACUUUUCAAGAUAUAAAUGGCAACACUGCUUUUUCUUCAGCCAUUGCUGGUGGAGCUAUAAAAAUCGUUAAGAAAUUUCUCACUCUCCACCUAAAUAAUAUUAAUAAUUAUUUCGUAACAACUCGAGAUGAGAAAGGCAUGUCACCAUUAUACAUUGCUUCAUGGUUUGGACAACCUCAAAUAGCUUCACUAUUGUAUCAACAUACCAUAAUUAACAAUGUUGAUUUGGAAAAUGGAGAACAGUUUGGAAUAUUUUUCAAUUGUAUACAUAACGAUAUCUACGACUUAGCCUUGAAAAUGAUUGAAAGUAGAGGUCAUAUUGUUCACCAACUCGAUACAAACGGUGAAACUGCUUUGCAUAUUUUGUCUCGAAAGCGACCUAUGGAAUUUAAAUUUAAUCCACAAGCUAUUGGAACAUGGAAUCGAGUUUGGUCAAAAAUUUCAUUCCAAUCAGCACGAAGACGACGUGAUGAAAUGCCAGCUCUAAGAUUGGCAAAAGAAAUAUGGAAGAGAAUUUUGGAAGGACAUGAGUACGAGUACUUUGAAAUUCGAAGCAUAAUUAGAAAUCCAUUCAACUUAGUGAUUGAAGCUGCAAAGAAUGGAAAUUUUGAUCUUUUGGUAGUACUUUUCAGCAUGUGUCCGGAAUUAAUUUGGGAAAAAGAUGAUGAAAACAACACCAUAUUUCACAUUGCAAUUUUGAAUCGUCAUGUGAAAAUAUUCAAAUUAAUACAUGAAAUAAAUGUAUUGAAAAGUGUUGUACGAAUUCAAGAAGAUGAAACAACAAACAACAACAUAUUACACCUUGUUGCCAAAAAACCACAACAAAGUAGAUUGGAUUCCAUGCUUGGAGUAGCAUUACAAAUGCGACACGAACUCUUGUGGUAUCAGGAGGUGGAAAAGAUCUUAGCGCCUUCGCUAAGAAACAAAAGAAACAUAUUUCAUCAAACACCGAAAGAUAUUUUCAUCGAAGAACAUACCGAAAUGAUGAACGAUACGGAAAAAUGGAUGAAGAAAAAUUCAAAUACUUGUCUAAUUGUCGCAACAAUUAUUCUAACGGUUACAUUUCCAACGGCUUUUGAUAUCCUAGAUCAAGGUAGUUAUAAUAGUAUUAAACAUACCAAGGGUAUUAUUACUAAUAGUAGUGACCACCAUACAAUGAUCUCUAUGACACUUCUAACUAUAACAAAUGCCAUAGCCAUGUCAUUUUCAUCAACAGCCAUAUUGCUAUUCUUGUCCAUAAUGAUAUCACGUUUCACUGAGAAAGAGUUGGUUAGGAGAUUGCCAUGGACAUUUGUAGUUGGACUCUCUUUGCUUUUCAUCUCUGUCACUUCCAUGAUGCUCUCAUUUUGUUUUUCCUCUUUUUUACACAAUGCUUCAUUAAGGCUACCAAUUAUAUACUCUUCUCUUCAACUUCUUCCAAUAGCUUUGUUUUUCUAUCUUAUCUUUCCUGUCCUUCGUGAUACACUACAUUCCACAUUCUUUUUCCAAAAUGACUUCAAGUCAACAAAUCAUGUAUUACAACAUUAUCAAAGGUAA